AUGUUACAAUUAAAAUAUACGAUGAAUUUAAUAGUUUUGAUAAUAUUGUUGAUACGGACAGUUAAAGUGGUUAGUAAAAACGUGAGUGAGAAUGAAAGAGCUUUGAGAGCUGAAUUCGUUCAGAAAUUAUUGAAUAAACAAAAUAAGUUUGAAGGAAAAAUAAAAUUAGUUGGAGGAUCCAGUAAAUAUGAAGGCAACGUCUACAUUUAUCACGCUGGUCGUUGGGGAGCAGUAUGUGAUGACAACUGGGAUGAUGAAGCUGCUGCAGUCGUCUGCAGGUCCUUCAACUUGAGUGGGAUUGCGACGGUCGGUAGUCAGUAUGGAGAAGCUACUGAAAAAUUCUGGCUAGAUGACGUCAUAUGUCAAGGAGAUGAAGCAUCAAUUUCCAAGUGUGUUUUUAAUCGAUGGGGAUCUACAGAUUGUGGUAAAGACGAGGUAGCUGGAGUCAUAUGUAUGGAUGAAAGGCAAUUACCAGCAAAAAGUAAGGAUCAGGAUUCUGUACAGCUAGUGUAUAAAGAAGAGAAACUUAGAGAUGUUAUAGAUAUUUCGAUGUCUAAACUAAGGCUGACUGGCGGCAAGAAUAUCAGAGAAGGAAGAGUUGAGAUCUUCCUCAAGGGCACCUGGGGCAGCAUCUGCCCUGACGGCUGGACGGUCUACGAAGCUUCCGCAGUCUGCCGCCAUCUUGGCCUCGGUUUUGCAGAACAAGCCUUACAGACUUAUGUCUUCGGGUUUUCUAAUAUCAUACUCAGUGGCGUUUCUUGUGAAGGCAAUGAGUCAACCCUGUUUGACUGUAAACAUAAGCAGCGAGGCAAUGUCAAAUGUCCUGGUGAUAUUGGUCACACAGCAGCGGUAGUAUGCACCCACUUCCUCGCCGACCUGGUGCUGGAUAUGACAGUGAUUGAAAGAUCAGCUCACCUGCAAGACGUGAUGAUGUACCAGCUACAAUGCGCCAUGGAGGAGAACUGUUUGAGCAGGACUGCUUAUGAGGUUCAGAAACUGAUACCAGAUUGGCAGUAUGAGACUCGGCGUCUACUCCGAUUCACGGCGUCAUCACUCAACGCUGGCAAUGCAGAAUUCAGGCCUUACUUACCAAAACAUUUGUGGCAGUGGCAUCUAUGUCAUAUGCAUUAUCAUAGUAUGGAAGUCUUCGCAACAUUCGAUGUCCUGGACUACAAUGGCCUCAGAGUGGCUGAGGGUCACAAGGCCUCUUUCUGUUUGGAAGACAACACUUGCAUGAAUGGAGUGCAGAAACAAUACUCUUGCAAGAACUAUGGUGAUCAAGGAAUCUCAGUAAACUGUUCAGAUGUGUACAUGUACAACAUAGACUGCCAGUGGGUGGAUGUCACAGACGUAGGGCCUGGGGAUUACCACUUUAAGGUGGCUGUAAAUCCUCACGCUAGAGUAGCAGAACAGAACUACCACAACAACGCAGCCUUAUGUAAUUUGAGGCUCACCUCUACAUAUGCUUUGGUCUACGGAUGCAGGCACGAAAGACCGUGA
Messenger RNA from Spodoptera littoralis (African cotton leafworm), 1500 nucleotides. The record is from the annotation of a GenBank genome assembly. Lineage: Eukaryota; Metazoa; Arthropoda; Insecta; Lepidoptera; Noctuidae.